AUGGCAGAAGUGCUCGGUGUUGUCAGCAGCGCGAUUGCAGUCGCCGAGCUGGCGGGAAAAUUCGGCCUCAGCGUCAUGAAGCUGAAGCAGUUGUGGGACGAGAUCCAGGACAUCCCCGAAGAGAUGAACCGCAUCAUGAGACAGCUAGAGAUCCUGAAGCCCGUCCUGGCGGGGAUGGAGGCCGAUUUCGUGCAACAGCAGCGACACAAGGUCUACUCCAACAAUGCCACCAAUUUGUAUGCGAGCAUCGAAUACUGUCGAGACGCUGUCAAUGAUCUGGAGAGCUUGGCCGAGGACAUGCAGGCCAGGAUCAGCACUGCGAAGCGAUCGAGAAGGAACAUCACGAAGCUCAAGGUCUCGUUCAAGAAGGAGGACAUUCGGAAGUACCAGGAACGGAUCGGUUGGGCGUUGCACCUGAUCUCGCUGUCGCAGCACAGCUAUAUGAUGGCUUUUAUGAAGUCUCAGCCUGUAGUAGAACUGGUUCAAGAUUCGGGACCAAGUUCACUGGACACUGUUGUGGAUGACUCGCAAGAGGGGCAGACCGACACAAGCAAUUCCGAUCGGUUCGAAAUGAGACGCCCAAUGGGUUACGAGGUGGGCCCGAAGCCUCUUCCGUGGCAAAAGGCGCCUUUCUUCGGAGGCUUCACCUACAAGCAAUCUCAGAAUUCCUUUUUCCCAAAUAGCACCGGCAAGCUCAUUGAGACACAACUUCGACAUGAAUGCUUGCGCUAA
Molecule: messenger RNA, 732 nt
Organism: Colletotrichum gloeosporioides
Lineage: Eukaryota; Fungi; Ascomycota; Sordariomycetes; Glomerellales; Glomerellaceae
Exons: 2
Coding region: 1-732 (243 amino acids)
Source: RefSeq, a predicted model, not a curated record